Messenger RNA from Anisakis simplex (herring worm), 1581 nucleotides. The record is from the annotation of a GenBank genome assembly. Lineage: Eukaryota; Metazoa; Nematoda; Chromadorea; Rhabditida; Anisakidae.
AUGAAAGUGAAAAGAUUUGGAAGGACUCCGUCCAACGAGAGAUUCAUGAGAUUCGGCAGCUCAAUUAGUAAACACCUAUGGGCAUGGCACGAUACUAGUAUCAAAGCCAGAAGAACGAGCACACGUAGCAUAUCGAGGGGUGGUGAAUCAUCAACCAAAACGACGAGUGCAAAAGCAGAAGUAAGCUGUGGUUUGGAGAAUACAGUAAAUUGUAGUCAGUACUGCACCAGCCAGCAAAUCGAUCAAUCAGUGGGUAUUUCUAACUUAGGUGCAAAUAAGAAUAUGGUCAUUAAUGGCGACAACGAUCGACGGGUACUUCGUGAAUUGUUGAAUGAUGAUGAUGGUGAAGUAGUUGAAAAUAUGGCAAUGUUGGAGUGUUCUGAAAGUGCUAUUAAUCCAGCAGCGUCCCAUCCGAGUGCAUCUUUGCCGCAUUUGGAAUCAUCCGAAGUUCUUUCACGGAGUCCCAUUCGAUGCUUUGAAUCUCAUAUCCAAAUUCCACCAUCCAGUUUAACAAAGUUGCGUGAAAGUAAUAUCAGAUCACCAUAUUUUCUUUCCGUCAUAUCAUCUGAUGGUGGCACAGUUCUUUCUACAACAUCGCGCAAAAUGCCUGCCCAGUUACUAAGGAAUACCAGCGGAGAUCCCGAACAGAUGUGGAAAUUAAUGUGUGAAAAAAGUCAGAAAUAUAUCAGAAAUAGUCGCAUGAUGGACCUGCAUCCUCAGUUACUUUUAUCAAUGCGAACCGUUUUGUUUGAUUGGAUGAUGGACGUUUGUGCAGCGGAAAAAUUACACCGUGAAACAUUUUAUUUGGCAAUGGAAUAUAUGGAUCGCUUCUUGUCUUCCUUUGAGGAGCUACCACCGUCGGAGUUACAGAUGUUUGGCACCGUAGCGAUUCAUAUAGCAUGCAAAUUUGAGGAGGUUUAUCCACCUAAACUUAAAACACUCGUGGCAUAUACUGAUGGAGCAUGUAGUGUAUCCGAGGCCCUUUCGGCUGAACGAGUUAUGCUGAAGCAUUUGCGCUGGAUGUUGAAUCCACUGACAGCAAUUCAUUGGUUAGGCGUUUAUUUGCUGUUGUUGGAAGAAAUUAUAUGUGAAUGUAAAGGGAAGUUAGAUGAAAGUGCUCGGAAUAAACAUCAGCAAGCAGACGGUAAUGCUAAAAAAAGUGAACCAACUUGUGAAUUAAAGCAGUCAUGCAAUAAUUACAACUUUUUGCGUGAUACAUCCUUUCAAUUCUCAAAAUUCACGCGUACCGCUUUCAUCACUAUGGCACAGGUUCUCGAUUCGUGCAUGUUGGAUCCAUGUAGUAUCAAAUAUGAUUAUGCUGUGCUAGCCGCAGCCGUAAUCAGUUGUUAUUUUGAACCGGUUGCGUUUAUCGAACAGAUCACAGGCUUUCAAAUGGAGCAACUGUAUAGCGUUUGUGAAUUUGUUGAGCCAUAUGUAUACUUAUGGGAGAGGCGUCGUUCACCUGGUUAUUUAAUGCCAUCAUAUGAGGGUAUCGAUCCAAGUGAUAGUCAUAAUAUUCAAACGCAUUUUGAGUAUGAUGGAUAUAUGGUGAGUAUAAAUCAAUCUGUUCAUUCAAUAUGA